GUUUCCGGUCCGUCAGUGAAAAUAGUCCGACUGUAAUUGUUUCAGGGUUCAGUGUAAAGCUGAAGAAGUAUAUAUACAGAAAACAAUGGCUACUUAGAGAGCGUGGAUCUAUGGUGCUCAAAGUACAUGAACGUACUUACCCAGGACCUGCACAUUCCACUGGUUUAUGAAAACACGAUCGCCUUAUCAAUUUAUAACCAUGAACCUCAGAAUAGUACUUAUUUUGUGCCUCUCCGCUCUGUCUUGCAUCGCAGACGAUGAAGGAAUGGUGAAAAUUCCAGGAGGAAAGAUGACGAUGGGGACGAACUCAGCCGACGGCAGGGAUGGAGAAUCACCCACGAAAGAAGUGACAGUCGAUCCAUUCAGGAUCGAUAAAUAUCCCGUCACUAAUUCUGACUUCAGGGAGUUUGUCAGGGCACAGAAAUACAAGACUGAAGCGGAGACCUUCGGCUGGAGUUUUGUGUUCCAGGACUUUGUGUCUGAAGAGCUGAAGAGCAAAGUCACCGAGAAAAUAGAGUCAGCACCUUGGUGGAUGCCAGUCGAGCGGGUGUUUUGGAGGCAGCCUGCAGGUCCUGGUUCUGGGAUCCGGGAGCGUCUGGACUCCCCAGUGGUCCAGGUGAGCUGGAACGAUGCCCAGGCCUUCUGCACCUGGAGGGGGAGGAGGCUGCCCAGCGAGGAGGAGUGGGAGUGGGCUGCGCGUGGGGGUCUGCAGGGUAGAACGUAUCCAUGGGGAAACAAAUUCCAGGCCAACCGCUCCAACCUGUGGCAGGGCCUUUUCCCUGAUGGAGACACAGCAGAGGACGGUUACCAUGGUAUCGCCCCUGUCACUGCUUUCCCUCCUCAGAACAGUUUUGGACUAUAUGACAUGAUAGGAAAUGCAUGGGAGUGGACAUCUACACCCUUCCCUGGAGGACGACCAAUGUUCGUGCUGCGUGGUGGUUCCUGGAUCGACACGGAAGAUGGAUCAGCCAAUCACAAGGCUCGAAUCACGACCAGGAUGGGGAACACUCCGGACUCGGCUUCUGAUAACCUGGGCUUCAGGUGUGCUGCCAGGAAGGACAAAACGGAGCUGUAGGGACCAAUAAACGAAGACGAUAAAAAUUAUGCCACAAGGGAGAGCAAGAUAGCAACCAGUUAUAGGUACUAUGCAGUGACCAUAGCAUUUAGUAAAGUCAAGACUCAGACAGUGGUGAUGAUGUUGAUAAUGUGCAGGAACAUUUUUCUCCUGUGGAGACCUGGGCUCAAAUCAAUCUGCUUAACCUAUGUGUCUUUUUCUACAAACUACUGUAAUACAAGCAAUAAACAAGAUUUUACAUCAA
Messenger RNA from Oncorhynchus kisutch (coho salmon), 1319 nucleotides. It is a transcript of the gene sumf2, whose product is annotated as sulfatase modifying factor 2. The record is from RefSeq and is a predicted model, not a curated record. The transcript has 9 exons. The coding region runs from base 167 to 1075 and encodes 302 amino acids. NCBI's taxonomy places the organism in Eukaryota, Metazoa, Chordata, Actinopteri, Salmoniformes, Salmonidae. Gene Ontology annotation, cellular component: endoplasmic reticulum.